AUAAACCAGUAUGCUUCUUGCUUUGUUGGCGGCGGUGCUGUCGACGGUGCUGGCGUCUGCCGAGGGUUUUCAUGCUUCUCCAGGUUUGCUGCGCUCGAACUCCCGUCCUUAUCGACAUCUGUCAACCAAUACACUGAGAAUGAGUGGCGGAGCUCCUGACAAGAAACUUCUGUUCCUCUGUGGAGACUACAUGGAGGAUUACGAAGUCAUGGUUCCAUUUCAGGCGCUCAAGAGCUAUGGCAUUGAGUGCGAUACAGUCUGUCCGGGAAAGAAGGCAGGAGAUUCCUGCAGGACAGCCAUUCAUGACUUCGAGGGAGAUCAGACUUACUCUGAGAAGAGGGGCCAUAACUUCGUCUUGAACUCUGACUUUGACGGCGUCUCGCAUGACAAGUACGAUGGCCUCGUCAUUCCCGGCGGACGUGCUCCAGAGUACCUGGCCUUGAACGAGAAGGUUAUUUCUCUGGUGAAAGAUUUUGCCUCCUCGAAGAAACUGAUCGCGUCGAUCUGCCAUGGGCAGCAGAUUCUGACGGCGGCCGACGUGAUCAAGGGCAAGAAGUGUACUGCCUAUCCUGCCGUCGGCCCUCAGUGCAAAGCAGCUGGGGCUGACUUCGUGGAGGCGAACCCCAUCGACCUCGCCGUCACCGACGGAAAUCUCGUCACGGCGGCAGCAUGGCCAGGACAUCCCAAGUUUGUCUCUCAGAUCGUCUCGCAGCUCAAGCUCACAGUGUCUGGAGCAUCAGGGAAGAAGAUCCUUGUGCUCUGCGGGGACUACAUGGAGGACUACGAAGUUAUGGUUCCGUUUCAAGCUCUCCUGAGCUACGGAUUCACUGUGCAUGCCGUCUGUCCCGGAAAGAAGUCGGGGGAUGUCUGCCGCACAGCCGUGCAUGACUUCGAAGGCGAUCAAACGUACUCGGAGAAACCUGGUCAUAAUUUCGCUCUCAACGCCGACUUUGAGCAAGUGAAAGCGGAGGAGUACGAUGGAUUGGUGAUUCCCGGAGGAAGAGCUCCUGAGUACCUCGCGCUCGACGACAAGGUCAUCAAGCUCGUGCAAGACUUCGCAUCCUCUAAGAAGCCGAUCGCGUCCAUCUGCCAUGGCCAGCAGAUCCUCGCGGCAGCUGGAGUGCUCUCCGGCAAGAAGUGUACUGCCUACCCGGCUGUCGGGCCUGCUUGCAAGCUCGCGGGGGCUCAGUGGGUCGAUGCCAACCCGAUCGACCUGGCAGUCACCGACGGCCACCUGGUGACGGCGGCAGCCUGGCCGGGGCAUCCAGAGUUCAUCAAGGAGUUUGUGAAAGUGAUGGGAGUGACCGUCGCCUGAGGAGGCUGCCCUGGGAAGUAGCGGGCCCGAUUAAGUAGUUAGUCUCCUAGUGUACUGCUAGCCCGGGCCAGCCCGGCCCUCCGAUCACUGAGAGUGCCUUCGAGUGUCCUGAGUCAUAAACUUCCGUGACCGUCGUG
Guillardia theta CCMP2712 is the source of this 1452-nucleotide messenger RNA. RefSeq lists its product as hypothetical. The transcript has 20 exons. Bases 11 to 1315 code for a protein of 434 amino acids. NCBI's taxonomy places the organism in Eukaryota, Cryptophyceae, Pyrenomonadales, Geminigeraceae. The record is from RefSeq and is a predicted model, not a curated record.